AUGCGGUCCUUCGUCUGGGCCCUGCUGGGCCUGGGUGUUGUGCCUGCUUUGGCCACCGACACCCUGAGCACCAGUGGUUUCAACCUGUGCAUGACGGACUCCGCUAUCAAAGUCCAAAAUCUUGAUGUCACUUACACUCGCUCUACUAACGAGGUUGUCUUCGACGUGGCUGGUACCAACUCGAAGAAACAAAACGUUACUGCGACCCUGACCGUGACUGCCUACGGCAACGAACUUUACUCGAAGACGUUCGAUCCAUGUGGCACGGAAAUCCACGUCGACCGUUUGUGUCCUGUCCCCUCUGGCGCCUUCUCCGCCAAGGGAAGCUAUAGCAUCCCCGACAACUACGCCAGUCAAAUCCCUUCGAUCGCCUUCAACAUACCCGACCUGGAUGGCCAGGCCAAGAUGGUCUUGAAGAGUGCUGAUGGCGAUAAUGUCGCCUGUGUUCAAUCCGAAUUGUCCAAUGGAAAGUCGACCGAUGUGAAGGGUGUCGCUUGGGCUUCCGCCGGUAUUGCAGCUGGUGCCCUAGCUCUCAGUGGAUUGUCUGCUCUCGGUACCGCAGGUCACCCGGGAGCUACUUCCUCGAGCCCAGGCUUCGGCGACGUGAUGGGUUGGUUCCACUCCAUGGCCACCAAUGGCAUGUUGAGUGUUAGCUAUCCUAAAGUCUAUUCAAGCUUCUCCAAGAACUUUGCUUGGAGUACUGGCCUCAUCUCAUGGGACAGCAUGCAGAAUUCGAUCGAUAGUUUCCGCAAAUCCACCGGUGGAAACUUGACCGAUAACAGCUACAGCUACCUCUACGACCUGUCUUCUAGCUCCUCCAAAACGAAUUCGUCGACAACAACCAAGCGUGGCCUAGACAUGGUGCUCCGUCUCGGUGGUGAGAUUAUGGCCCGUUCUGUGGAAACCUCUUCGUCCGACUCGACCAACAGCACGGGCAGCAGCGACAGCCUCUCGGAUAUUAAUGUGACUUCCGAAGCCGGUCUCAAGAAACUUGGCGAGGACCUCAUGGUGCCUUCCGCCAAUAUUUUCAUGACUGUCCUCUUGAUCUUCGCCAUUGUCAUCGCCGUCGUUAUAGUUGGUAUCCUGUUGGUGAAGGUUAUCCUGGAAGCCUGGGCCCUCUGGGGUAACUUCCCCAAGAAGCUGUCAACCUUCCGCAAAGACUACUGGGGUCUGAUGGCACGUACCAUCACCAAUAUGAUCCUUGUCCUUUACAGCAUCUGGGUGCUCUACUGUGUCUAUCAACUGAAGAAUGGUGACUCGUGGGCCGCUAAACUUUUGGCUGCGAUCACUCUGGCUCUAUUCACAGCCGUUUUGCUCUUCUUCGCCUGGCGUAUCAUCUACAUGGCUCGCAAGUACAAGAAGGCUGAAGGCGAUGCGACUUCCUUGUAUGAUAACAAGGACACCUGGCGCAAGUACAGUCUCUUCUAUGAUAACUACAAGAAGGACUUCUGGUGGUUGUUUAUCCCAAUCAUCGUCUACUCGUUGGCCAAGGAUGGCCACGGAAUGGCCCAGAGUGCCGGCCAGCUGGUUGUCGAGGCUCUGCUCUUGAUUCUCCUGUUGUGGAACCGCCCCUACGCCACCAAGUCCUCCAUGGGAAUCAACAUGACCAUCCAGAUCGUCCGUGUGUUGUCCGUUGCCUGUGUGUUGGUUUUCGUUGAAGAACUAGGUCUUUCCCAGACCACCAAGACAGUCACCGGCAUUGUCCUCAUUGUCGUCCAGUCCACUCUCACCGGUGUCCUCGCGAUCCUCAUCGCAGUCAACGCUAUCAUCAUGUGCAUUCGCGAGAACCCCCACGCCAAGAGGAGAAAGGAAGCCGAAAAGGCCAACCGUGACCUCGACGACCUCACCCCCUUGGAUGCCCGCGAAUCCCUGCUGAUCGAGCACCCCCCGAAGAGAGAUUACAACGAAGUGAGCAGGUUCAACUUUGCCAGUCCCUACGAGCCAUAUAGGGAUCAACCAUCACACCGCCACGCCUCCGCCGGCAGCCACGAGAACCUCGUCUAUGCUGACUACGGCGUCGCCAAUACCCAUGACCGCAGUUACAGCCAGCAGUCUCACGACGGUCGGCGAAGCCCAUCACUUGAGGGCCGCCAUCCGACUAAACCCGGUUACGGCAUGGCGUACUGA
This is a messenger RNA of Penicillium cosmopolitanum, 2127 nucleotides long. RefSeq names its product transient receptor potential ion channel family protein. The transcript is spliced from 3 exons. Gene Ontology annotation, biological process: fungal-type cell wall biogenesis; transmembrane transport. The record is from RefSeq and is a predicted model, not a curated record. NCBI's taxonomy places the organism in Eukaryota, Fungi, Ascomycota, Eurotiomycetes, Eurotiales, Aspergillaceae. The coding region runs from base 1 to 2127 and encodes 708 amino acids.